Messenger RNA from Rhizophagus irregularis DAOM 181602=DAOM 197198, 368 nucleotides. NCBI's taxonomy places the organism in Eukaryota, Fungi, Glomeromycota, Glomeromycetes, Glomerales, Glomeraceae. The record is from RefSeq and is a predicted model, not a curated record.
GGAGAAAAUUCGUGUAGAGUAUAGGAUAAUAAGAGAGUUUAGGUUCAUUAGAAAUAGAUCAAGUUUUUAUUUUUCUCCGAACAAAAAUUACUAAAAUGUAAAACAAAAUAAUUAAAUAAUUUUUUUUGAAUUGCAUCUUAUUAACAUAUGAAGGCAAAAAACAAAUCAUGAAUUUAGAUCACGUGAAGGCGUCACUGCAGCUCUAUUAUAUCAUUGUUCUGCGCCUUUUCUUUGUAUUUUCACCGAUAUUUAAAAUUUUGCUGUAUAUUAAGGAUCAUGAUGUUAUAAUAGAAUUAUACAAGUGUUGUGAUACUAUGAUAGAAUAUCUAUACUAAUAUAAAAUAUGCCGAUAUAACUUGUAGUAAAAC